This is a messenger RNA of Suhomyces tanzawaensis NRRL Y-17324, 1127 nucleotides long. RefSeq names its product transcription factor (gene MCM1). The coding region runs from base 378 to 1127 and encodes 249 amino acids. NCBI's taxonomy places the organism in Eukaryota, Fungi, Ascomycota, Pichiomycetes, Serinales, Debaryomycetaceae. The record is from RefSeq and is a predicted model, not a curated record. The transcript has a single exon. Gene Ontology annotation, molecular function: protein dimerization activity; DNA-binding transcription factor activity, RNA polymerase II-specific; RNA polymerase II cis-regulatory region sequence-specific DNA binding. Gene Ontology annotation, biological process: positive regulation of transcription by RNA polymerase II.
UGGGACCAAUCGUCAUCCCGCCAGUUGAUGGAUUCCAAAUAGGGGCUCCCCAGGACCCAAUUGUACACGUGGUGGGUUUGCCACUGGCCUCCCUCCCCCCUGGCACUCGGUUGUACCAGUCACUCCACAUCACCACACCUGCCAUGCACCACGUACAACAGUGACCCGACCCCUGCCCAUGCACCAUGUACAUCCAUGACCCGGCACCAAUGAUGUGCCAAUAUUUUCCAGGUUGGUGAUGGUCCAGGCAUGCAGAUGCUAUCAACGAAAUUACCCAAUCCAAUUUUUUUUUCAUAGGGUCUUACCUAUUUUGGAUCCGAACCACCAGUCUCCUUGUGCCACCUCCACCACCCACCAUACCCAUACUAACCUCUAGCAUGUCUGGAGCCACUGAAGCCAAGUUAGAAACAGCCGACCAACAGUAUGACGGGUCAAACGUCGGUCCUGCCUCCAACAACCCCGUGUCGGGAGGACCAGGCGACGACGACGACGACGACGAGCCCAGCGGAGGCAAGCAGCAGAAGGAAAGAAGAAAGAUCGAAAUUAAGUUUAUCCAGGACAAAUCCAGACGUCACAUCACAUUUUCCAAGAGAAAGGCGGGGAUCAUGAAGAAGGCGUACGAAUUGUCGGUUUUGACAGGUACUCAAGUGUUGUUGUUGGUUGUCAGUGAGACGGGAUUGGUGUACACUUUUACCACGCCUAAGUUGCAGCCUUUGGUGACCAAGUCUGAAGGGAAGAACUUGAUCCAGGCGUGUUUGAACGCUCCCGAGGAGGGCUUGGGCGACGACCAGGGAGAACAGUCGGACGGAAACUCGCAAGACCUGCCUGACCAGAGUCCUGCGGCCAACAACAACGUGGCCGUGCAGCAACAGCAGGCUGCACAACAGGCAGCACAGGCCCAUCACAACCAACAGGUCCAGGCGCAACAGGCGCAGGCAGCGGCUGCUGCCCAGCAGCAGUUGCCCCCAGGCGCGCACAUCCCCCACGGGAUUCCCUACCCCAACGCGGGCCACACCCAGCCCGGCAUGCCGCUUCCCCAGAACGCCUACGGCGACUCGUCGCAGGUGUACCAGUACUUUUCGAACAUCCAAAACGGCAACAUCCCCAACGCCCAGCAGUACCAGUAG